Tripterygium wilfordii is the source of this 2257-nucleotide messenger RNA. RefSeq lists its product as uncharacterized. Bases 279 to 1979 code for a protein of 566 amino acids. The record is from RefSeq and is a predicted model, not a curated record. Gene Ontology annotation, cellular component: membrane. The transcript is spliced from 9 exons. Lineage: Eukaryota; Viridiplantae; Streptophyta; Magnoliopsida; Celastrales; Celastraceae.
AGCUUCAUUACUCAACAAACACACCCGCCUUUUCAGUUUCCAUCCACUCCCUCCAUGUGAGACCCUCUUCACUUUCUUUUUGUUUCUUCCUACUCAGAACCAAUUAUAUAUAAUACAACCCAUGUCUUCUUAGAGAACCCUAAAAAUCUGUGAGUAAUUAUAAAUCCAUUCCACAACUCUCUCUCUGUGGAUUUGGUGAGGGAGUUGGAAUGAAAUCUUUUCUGUCAAUGGAUGUUCUUUGUUUGCGGUGAGGUUCUUUUCUGUACAGGAGACCGCAAAUGAAGAUCUUGGUUGCUCGGUUUGGUUUCUUGCUGCUCAUUAUUGGAUCUUUGGACUCAAUUUCAGCUUUCAGUGAUGAACCCACCAGAGAUCCCCUCAAGCUUAUCUUAGGAGAGGAGAAUUUGGGGCCUUGGAGAAAUGGAAUCUCUGAGGCUGCUCAAGCUCCGGGGCCUUCGAACGGAGGACCUCAGGAAACUCUUCUGUUGGCCUCAGGUAGGACAAAAAGACCGGACAUUCUCAGGGGGUUUAAGCGAUAUCAAGGUGGUUGGGAUAUAACCAAUCGGCAUUACUGGGCUUCUGUUGGCUUCACAGGUUUCGCUGGUUUUGUUCUGGCUAUAGUUUGGUUUGUUUGUUUUGGCUUGGCACUUGCGUUACAUCAUUGCUGUGGAUGGAGAAUAAAUAUAAAAGGCAAAGCGUCACGGCGAUCACAAAGGAUUUGUCUUAUCAUGCUCAUAUUGUUCACAUGUGGUGCAGCGGUUGGAUGUAUUCUUCUUUCUGUUGGUCAAGAUGAAUUUCAUGGUGAAGUUUUGCGUACUAUGAAUUAUGUAGUAAACCAGUCCGACUUUACUGUCCAAACACUGAGAAAUGUAACAGAGUAUCUGUCCCUUGCAAAGAAUAUCAACGUGGCACAGGUUUUUCUUCCUUCAGAUGUCUUGAAUGACAUUGACAAGCUGAAUGGGGACCUCAAUACUGCUGCAGAUACCCUGACAGUGAAGACAAGUGAAAACUCUGGAAAAAUAAGAAAAGUUUUCAAUACCGUGAGAUCUGCAUUAAUUGCUGUUGCGGCAGUGAUGCUUAUUCUGGCUUUACUUGGAUUUGUCUUGUCUAUACUUGGGCACAAACAUGCAGUUCAUAUAUUUGUUGUCAGUGGAUGGUUGCUGGUGGCAGUUACAUUCACCCUCUGUGGAAUUUUUUUGGUUGUUAACAACACAAUUUCAGACACAUGUUUGGCCAUGGAAGAAUGGGUACAUCAUCCUCAUUCAGAGACCGCUCUUAGCAACAUCCUGCCAUGUGUUGAUCAGAAAACAACAAAUCAAACACUUGUUCAGAGCAAAGAAGUCGUCACGAACAUUGUAAAUGUUGUUAAUACAUACAUAUAUAACAUUGCGAACUCAUAUCCUACUCCAGCUACCCAGGGUGCCCCACACUACAAGUUCUACAACCAGUCUGGUCCUCUGAUGCCUCCUCUAUGUUACGCAUUUGAUCAGGAGCCACAAGAUCAUCAAUGUGGGGAUCAAGAGGUGUCCAUAACAAAUGCUUCUCUGGUAUGGCAGAACUAUGUAUGUAGGGUAUCGGCAUCUGGAUUGUGCACCACCACCGGAAGGGUGACACCUGACAUCUACAAUCAGCUGGUGGGAGCAGUUAAUGAGAGCUAUGCUCUGGAGUACUACACCCCGCUUUUGCUCAGUCUCCAGGAUUGCAAAUUUGUGAGGGACACUUUCCAAGAAAUCACAUCUAGUUACUGUCCUCCAUUGGAGCAUUAUCUCAAGAUGGUGAAUGCAGGACUGAGCUUGAUCUCUGUCGGAGUAUUGCUUUGUCUUGUUCUAUGGAUACUCUAUGCAAACCGCCCCCAAAGGGAGGAAGUGUUUGCGAAGUCAUGCUUGCCGAUAAAACGCAACAGUUGCUGCAAGAACCAGAAGGACAUUUUUAACAAUGAUAGGAAUGGCGGUGUACCAUUACCAAAUACAGGUGUAGCAUAGACCAUGCAUUAGAAAAUCAAAACCAGUGUAGGUUGAUUCCUUUAGUUUUAUUGCUGCCCUGUUACGGGAAGAGACCAAGAGGAAGAAACCAAGGUGGGGCGAAGCUCCAUUUUGAGUUGGUGAGUAUAAUAGUCAUCUCGUGUAUUGAGCGACUGUUGUAUAGCAGGUGAAGAUAUAUGUUUUCUGUCUACUUUUGCUGGCAAUGUCCGCUUGUUCCGAGGUUCUGAGCAUCGCAUGUCAAUUCAGUAAGCUGGAAAGCCAUUUUCAGUCUCUAAGCA